GUAAAAGGGGCGCCACUCCCUCCCUUUCUUUUUUGCAUCCUAUGGGCUAAGCGUUACCGUCAUAUUCGUUUUGCAUAUUCUCUCUUUCCCUUGCUCACUCACAAAUCUACAACAACAGUUUCUUUAUAAAAUAAAAUCCCAUGAUCCAAAUUCCAUUCCAAUCCCUGAUCUCUCCCUGCGAUUAGAUUCCCAUUUCCCAUCUCCAUUUUUGUCUCUUUCUUCCAUCAUUUUUUGAAUCAAGGAUAAUUUCUGCCUUUUCCAGAUCGGAGCUCUAAUCCAACUCACCGAUGGCCGUUGCCACCGAUAAGCUCACUCCCCUCAAUUCUGCUGUUGCUGGACUCAAUCAAAUCAGCGAGAGUGAGAAAAAUGGAUUCAUAAGCCUGGUCUCUCGAUAUCUUAGUGGGGAAGCCCAACAAGUGGAGUGGAGCAAGAUUCAAACACCUACUGAUGAAGUAGUGGUUCCUUAUGAUAGCUUGGCGCCCAUUCCUGAAGAUCCAGCUGAAACUAAGAAGCUUUUGGACAAACUCGUUGUUCUGAAGCUUAAUGGAGGAUUGGGGACAACAAUGGGUUGCACUGGACCCAAGUCUGUCAUUGAAGUUCGUAAUGGAUUGACAUUCCUCGACCUUAUUGUCAUCCAGAUUGAGAAUCUCAAUUCCAAAUAUGGGUGCAACGUUCCCUUGCUUCUAAUGAACUCCUUCAACACUCAUGAUGAUACACAGAAGAUUAUAGAGAAGUACUCAAAAUCAAACGUCGAGAUUCAUACUUUUAAUCAGAGUCAAUAUCCUCGUCUGGUUCUUGAGGAUUUUACUCCAUUGCCAAUCAAAGGGCAGACUGGCAAGGAUGGAUGGUAUCCUCCUGGACAUGGUGAUGUGUUCCCAUCUUUGAAGAACAGUGGAAAGCUUGAUUCUUUGUUACUACAGGGCAAGGAGUAUGUGUUUAUUGCCAACUCGGAUAACCUGGGUGCCAUUGUUGAUUUGAAAAUCUUAAGUCAUCUGAUCAAAAACAAGAAUGAGUACUGCAUGGAGGUGACACCCAAAACCCUGGCUGAUGUAAAGGGUGGUACUCUCAUCUCUUAUGAAGGGAAAGUUCAGCUAUUGGAGAUUGCACAAGUCCCUGAUAAGCAUGUCAAUGAGUUCAAGUCAAUAGAGAAGUUUAAAAUUUUCAACACAAACAAUUUGUGGGUGAGCUUGUCAGCUAUUAAAAGGCUUGUUGCGGCUGAUGCACUGAAGAUGGAGAUAAUUCCUAACCCAAAGGAAGUAGAUGGAGUCAAAGUUCUUCAGUUAGAAACUGCAGCUGGUGCAGCUAUUAGGUUCUUUGACCAAGCAAUUGGUAUAAAUGUUCCUCGAUCUCGAUUCCUUCCAGUGAAGGCAACUUCAGAUUUGCUUCUUGUCCAGUCUGAUCUUUACACCUUGGUGGAUGGCUACGUUAUCCAAAAUAAAGCUAGGAAAAAUCCUGCAAAUCCUUCUAUUGAACUGGGUCCAGAAUUCAAGAAGGUUGCCAACUUCUUGAGUCGAUUUAAGUCAAUCCCUAGUAUUGUUGAGCUUGAUAGCCUUAAGGUGACUGGUGAUGUAUGGUUUGGUACUGGUGUCACUCUCAAGGGUAAAGUAAGCAUUGCAGCAAAACCUGGUGUGAAAUUGGAAAUACCUGAUGGAGCUGUAAUGGAGAACAAGGAUAUUAAUGGCCCUGAAGACCUCUAAGGAAGCCGCUUAGCUUGUAGUGUGUUGGAGACUAGUAGCCUCUGAGGAGUCCUUUCUUCAUCUUAGAAUGCCCAUGUAUUUUGAUAGUAAAGAAUAAAAAAGUUGCGUUUGUUUGCAGUGUUUGAAUUUGGAAUGUCUAGUAACCGUGUACCUCUUUUUGUUCAUACAAACAACCUUGAUAAGGGGGUGUAAAACUACGUUCGAGUAUAAUUUGGAAACUUGAGCCCCAAUCUCUGGCACAGUUAUCCUUUAGUUUUCACAAAACGUGCCAAGACUGGCGAGAAUGGUUAUGAUAUUUGAAUUUCUUGCUAGAAUUCUUAAUGAAAAAUUAUAACUGAUCUUUGUUA
This is a messenger RNA of Hevea brasiliensis (rubber tree), 2044 nucleotides long. RefSeq names its product UTP--glucose-1-phosphate uridylyltransferase. Gene Ontology annotation, biological process: UDP-alpha-D-glucose metabolic process; glycogen metabolic process. The coding region runs from base 288 to 1697 and encodes 469 amino acids. Gene Ontology annotation, cellular component: cytoplasm. The transcript is spliced from 22 exons. NCBI's taxonomy places the organism in Eukaryota, Viridiplantae, Streptophyta, Magnoliopsida, Malpighiales, Euphorbiaceae. The record is from RefSeq and is a predicted model, not a curated record. Gene Ontology annotation, molecular function: UTP:glucose-1-phosphate uridylyltransferase activity.